CCUCCCUCCUUCCUCCCUCUCUCUUUUUCCGUCCUCGCCUUGCAAAGAACAAGCCGCCGCAGGGGAAGAAGCGACGCCGGCCAGGAUCGCCUCCUACGCCUUCUCCGGAGCGCGCUUGCCCCUCCGCCGACCCACCGGGCGACUCCUUGCUCUGCUUUCCCCCCCAUGCCUCCUCCGCCUUUCCAGCCAAGGGGGCCGCCGAGGAGAAGGGAGCCCCCCAAGUGAACGGCCCCGACGUCCGGCUGCCUUCCGAUGCCCAGCUCCCCAACGACCGCCCCAGCAUCCGUCUCUCUUUCUCUCUGGCCCGAGGCGAUGAACGCAGACUUGGACCGCCUGUCGGUGGGCUCGCGCGCCUCCAGCGCUUCUUCCUCGCCUUCCUUCGACGGAGCGGCCAAGGGGGCCGCAGGACAGGCCGGCUUCAGGAGCGGGGGCCCCGGACCCGGCAUCCGGCUGCUGUCGGCCAACGUGCGGAAGCUCCACGCGGCUCUCAACCUGCUGCUGAGCGAAGGCGAGCGGGAGCAGUUCAUCCAUUGCCUGAAUGUCUAUCACUGCCGGCGGAAUGUCUACGAUUUGGUGCAGACGCUCCAAGUUUUGCUGGACGGCCCGGAAAAGAGGCAGCUGCUGCCCAUGUUGCGCCUGGUCAUCCCGCGCUCGGACCAACUCCUCUUCGACCAGUACACCUCGGAGGGGCUCUACUUAAAGGGGGACUUCUUGGCCGCCGCCGGGGCAGGGUACGACGGGGCCGGGUCUAGCAGAGUCCUCCCUCCGGCCGGCGCGGCUUCCUCCGCCCGCUUUCCCUCUCCCACCCCGGCGGCUGCUCGUUGCUGGCCUCCCUCUUCCUCCUCCUCCUCCUCCGGCAAGCUUGGGCAAGAAUUCAGCACCACCGCGGAGGGGACAGCUCCCGGGGACUCGGCGGUUGGCUUGGAGGAGGUGCGAGGGGAGGUCAGGCAGGUGGCCCUCAAGAGGCAGAAAGCUCAAGAAGGAUUGGGGUUCAGCAUCCGAGGGGGCGCCGAGCACGGCGUGGGCAUCUACGUCUCCCUGGUGGAGCCGGGCUCCUUGGCGGAUAAAGAGGGCCUUCGCAUAGGGGACCGGAUCUUAAAGGUCAACGACAAGCCGCUGGACAAGGUGACCCAUGCCGAAGCUGUCAAGAUGUUAGGAUAUAAAUUGGAGUAG
Messenger RNA from Thamnophis elegans (Western terrestrial garter snake), 1173 nucleotides. Its product is annotated as whirlin-like. Gene Ontology annotation, molecular function: protein binding. Gene Ontology annotation, cellular component: stereocilium tip; stereocilia ankle link complex; plasma membrane. Lineage: Eukaryota; Metazoa; Chordata; Lepidosauria; Squamata; Natricidae. The coding region runs from base 253 to 1173 and encodes 306 amino acids. The record is from RefSeq and is a predicted model, not a curated record. Gene Ontology annotation, biological process: auditory receptor cell stereocilium organization; sensory perception of sound. The transcript has 2 exons.